Molecule: messenger RNA, 1228 nt
Organism: Ostrea edulis (European flat oyster)
Lineage: Eukaryota; Metazoa; Mollusca; Bivalvia; Ostreida; Ostreidae
Exons: 8
Coding region: 11-1183 (390 amino acids)
Cellular component (GO): nucleus
Molecular function (GO): protein binding
Source: RefSeq, a predicted model, not a curated record
CUGUAGAAGGAUGACAGCAGCUUUAGUUUUCCCGAGGACGUAUCGGAAUUUUAAAAUUUCCGAACUGAUGUUUUCCGCGAGUGUGUGUUUUUCCAUUCUCCUUAUUAAUCUAUUUUUAGGAGGUCAUGGCGUCUGCGCAGUAUGUAAAUCCGGCUUCACGAGGGUGGGGAGAUGGUGUUUCGCUGUCCAAACUGAGCCAGCUAGCAAGAACGACAGCAUCGCCAUCUGUCAGCAGAUGGGAGGAGCUAUGGUAGUGUUAGAUAGUAUGGAGAAGGAAAGUGCUCUGACGUCAUACAUUAUAGAGAACGAUCUUCUUCUCAUGACAGACCAGAGGAUGGACCUCUAUGAUGACCUUGGCGUUAUCAUGUCCGGUGAUGACGAAAUGGAUACAUUUUGUGAAGACUAUAUGAAACACGGCACACACAGCAAGAAAUAUCGUCAUUUCACCAACAAUAAGAUUCCUUUAGGGUCACGACCGGAGAAUCGGGCUAAUUUAACCACUCCACCAGGGUUCAAGGUCGCUCUGUCGUCAAUUCCGGGAGCCGGCAUGGGAGCUUGGACAGACAUUGCAUUAUCGAAAUACACGGUAUUGGGAGAGUAUGAAGGACUGGUCAGGACAGAUAUCAACGAUAAGGACCCGUAUUCAUGGGUUGUUGAUAAGGUGGAAGGAAAUGGUAGCUACGUCAUAGACGCUAUGCCGCUUGAUUGUAGCAACUGGUUGAGGUACGUGAACUCGCCACGUAACUUCCGGGAGGAGAAUGCGCAGGCGGUGUCGUGCGCAGGAAUGAUUUUCUACAUGACAAUUAAGGAAGUUAAUCCGGGAAGUGAGAUCAUGGUUUGGUAUGGAGAUAAUUACGGUCUACAUCUCAAUGUCAGCAGGAUACAUCCGGAACAUGACUUGAACGGAACUGUUGCCUACCGUGUUAGUGUUGUUUAUAUACUGGAUACGGACGGCGAUGUCCUGGUGUUUGACAAUGGCAGCCCGCUGACGUAUGAGAACUGGAUGGAGGACUUGACAUAUGAUGUUGUUGACAAGUCGUUUGGGUUAUUACUUUCGUAUGACUUAAAAAGGCAGCGUUGGAAAUGGAUUCCAGAAAGGGAUUACUCGUAUUUCACGGAUAAAAACGGAUUGUUUCUUCCAUUCGUGUGCGAAGAUCCGGAUUCUGAAAUUCCAUACGAAUAAAUUCUUGACUUUGCGAAUUAUAAUGAAUAAAUUGAUGGUAUUGUU